AUAGAUGACUUGCACGCUGUGGCAUGACAUCGUAAAUCUGCAAUUUUUCUUCGCGCGUGCAGGUCCCGGGCUCGGCCUUUUCCCGCAGUACAUAGUACUCUACCAUCCUGCAUCCGGGUUGUGCAUUGGACAGGACGACUGGCUUAACACACCGUUGAGGUUAGGCUCCUGCGACGCUCCGAGGGGCUGGACAUACACGCCCCAAAAAACCAUUCAAUUUAUCGGCGCGGUGGGCUGCCUGAAGGAAUCAGGCCCCGGCCAGAGGGUGACGCUGGUAGACGAAAGCGACGAUCGGCGAUCCAAAUGGGAUCUGAUAUCGGAGUCCAAAAUGCACGUAUCUUCUCAGAGCGGGAGUAAUCUGUGUCUGGAUGUUGGGUCUGAUGGCAGUACCCUCGUGACGAAUCCGUGCAGGUGUCUCAGCGAAGAUGAGGAGUGUGAUCCUCAGAGCCAGUGGUUUAGGCUGGUUCCUCGUACUAGGCCUAUUCCACAAUCUAUUAUACCUUAGCAUGUGACAAACGAGUCGAAGAAAAUUCCAAUAAAACAUAAUUUUUGCCCAGUUAUUUUGAAGGUAGUGCGGCCUCUUAGUUUUGUCUGAUAGUAAUUAAACAUGAAGUCGCAUUACGAAACGCAUCCUAUAUUUAUUGCCUUUGAUGGAAAGGCGACCUUUAUACUCAUUAAAUCCUCAUGCUAUA
Molecule: messenger RNA, 692 nt
Organism: Asparagus officinalis (garden asparagus)
Lineage: Eukaryota; Viridiplantae; Streptophyta; Magnoliopsida; Asparagales; Asparagaceae
Exons: 1
Coding region: 5-505 (166 amino acids)
Source: RefSeq, a predicted model, not a curated record